AUAUGGUAUAUAUGACUCUAUGUAGAGAGAGACUCCUACUCCUACCCUACGUGUAUUUAUAGAGUCGCAAAAACACAGUCGAAUUCCGUUUCUAGAGAGAUAAAUAUACACAGACAGGGUCGCAGGGAGUAUCUGAAUCGAAAUAUGAAACUGUGCCGGGAAUUGCGAUUGUGCUGCUGUGGCUCCACGGUCAGAGCGCCGCCGCCGCAGGAGGUGGUGCCACUAACGAGCGCCGCGAACGGUCAUGCUAGUCGUGGCCGGUUAGCGAAAGUUCACUCUUCGACGUCGCAGUGGAAACCGGCGCUCUCAGCCAUAUCCGAAGACGGCGUCGUCUCAGAAAUGGACAGAAACAAUGAACGGGCGGUCAGAUCCGAGAAGAAGCAAUUAGCAAAAAGCAGAUCAAUGCCUAUGACUCGAUCUCCCAGACAUGGCAAUGACUACAGGAAAUCUACCUCGCCAAUGGCACUUCCUGCAUUCUCGCCUACGCCAUUCUUGUUUUGAAGAAGUUUGAUCAGUUACAAGUUCUUCUUUGUGCUUCGUCCAAUCUUGUGCAUAGGAUUUGUGGAUGUAUUUGAUUAUAUGAUUGGAUAAACUUUUGCAAAUGCUAUGGGUGAAAUCAAUGUGAAUAUACUUUUUUGUCCCGAAA
Cornus florida is the source of this 646-nucleotide messenger RNA. RefSeq lists its product as uncharacterized. The record is from RefSeq and is a predicted model, not a curated record. Bases 145 to 501 code for a protein of 118 amino acids. The transcript has 2 exons. NCBI's taxonomy places the organism in Eukaryota, Viridiplantae, Streptophyta, Magnoliopsida, Cornales, Cornaceae.